AUGUGUAGAUACCUUCUACUUGUCCACUUUCUCAUUCAUGCAUCGGUACAAAUCCGCCCAAUUGAUCCUUAUUCUGGUAACAUAGAAUCUGAAGCUAUUCGGCGAAAUAUAUCAGAUUUGGACAAAAAUGCAAGUGAUAAUAGUGUAGAUGACACACAACACACUGAGAGCAACUUGAACGCAGAGUCAAACAGCACCGGCAACGGUGAACCAAAUGAAAGUAAUAAUAAAAUAGAUUAUCCUGAUACCAGUCCAGUUGGUAAACCUGACAAUCCAUCGAUUACCCCCAGCCAAAAUGUGGAUCCGGUGGAUAAUACCACAGUUAACUCUCCCUUCCUUCCUGGCUCUAGGGAGGAUGAUCCAAUGACGGUUCUACAAUCAAAUGAACUGCUAGAGAAGGAAACUGAAAAACCACAAAUUCACAACUCGAACGUCAAAUAUGCGGGGGUAACCCACUCUGACACUUACGUAACAAACAACUUUUACAAUGGGAAGCAUGAAGAGAAUGAAAUGGUACUGCGUUACCUGUGGAUGCGGAUCUAUUCCCUCCACGAUGCCAUAGAGGCACUGCCUCAGGGCAUCAAGAAAAUGCAAGGCACGGAGGAACAUGGUAACAAGGGUACAAAAAAGAAGGGACUGGUUAUUACAAUGGACGAAAAGCCAACAUUAACCAUAGACACUUGA
Molecule: messenger RNA, 684 nt
Organism: Babesia microti strain RI
Lineage: Eukaryota; Apicomplexa; Aconoidasida; Piroplasmida; Babesiidae
Exons: 2
Coding region: 1-684 (227 amino acids)
Source: RefSeq, a predicted model, not a curated record